GUCUAUGAGACAAAUGGACAGUAGGUGCUCGUAGCGACACCCCUGACCGCGCACAGCGCUCAGACUGCGGCUUGUGGUGACCUCUGUCUGCCGCAGGGAGAAGGACUUCCCCGGGAUGGAGGGAUGAAUCCCUUGACGGGUGUGCGCGGGGCCUGACGGCCUUCAGGGCGAUAAACAUAAAACUCAACACUUUUUUCCAGCAAAUUCCGGCCUUUAUCUUGACCUGGGAUUUGAAUCGUUUUUACAAAUUAUGCAGCACUGCCUCGACUAUGCUUGUAACUUACAGCCGCGCCCCGAGUUUCACUCUUAGUCGUUAGCGACUUUCUUUGUUAUCGGUUGUGGCCAGAUCUGUGCUGCACAGAAGGUAACUUAUGUUUGUUAGCGAUCGUUUGCGCUAUUGCCGAGACCGCGGGCUCCUUUCACAGCCGCCAGUCUGACGGAAUGCUACGGGAACGAUGCGGACAUUCCUCCGUAUCCUUCUGACAGGCCUAUUAGGUUCUCUGUGGGAUGGAGUAGCAGCUUUUGGUGGGGUCAGACUUGUCAACGGCAACAACAAGUGUUCUGGUAGAGUUGAAGUCCUCCGCCAUGAGCAGUGGGGGACUGUCUGUGACCAUGGCUGGGAUGUCCAAGAAGCAAACGUGGUGUGCUUGGAACUGGGUUGUGGUUUAGCUGAAUCUGCCAGUCGUGGGGCAGAAUUUGGUCCAGGCAGCGGAGAGAUUGUCCUGCACCACGUUCAGUGUUCAGGACAUGAGUCGAGUUUGACCCGCUGUGCUGUUGUCCUCCAUAGCACUUCUUAUUGCACCCACGAGAAUGAUGCAGGUGUGAGAUGUUCAGGUACCCUGUUAAUGCCCAGCCUCUCCUUAUUGUCACCUCACACUGUGUUCUCUCCGGGGGAGGCUGUCCGCUUUCGCUGCAGCGUUCUGCUGCGUCACCACCUCAGCGACUUCCACCUGUACAAACAUGGCGUUUCUACCCCGCUGGUCACUCAGAGGGCCGACCAGUCUCAAAUCGGAGUGGAGCUCACACUGUCUGACUUAGAGACUUUCCACCAGGGCAGUUACAGCUGCCGGUACAGCAUAAAGGGAGGCUUCCCGUCUCGGCUGCUCAGCUCUCCACCCAGUAAUUCCAUCAACAUCACUGUGGUGGAACUUCUGACCCCUCAUCACUGGUACAACACUUCCUCCGAAGCCCCAGCCGGCUCCGUCAUCAAAGGGCAGAGUUUUAACAUCACCUGCUCCACCUUGCAGCAGUACCCCGGUGGCUCUUUCCAGCUUCGAUUGAUCCGCUCCAACGGGACUGUGCGCCAAUCACUGCCUGCCCUCUCCCAGUCUGUCACUUUCACCUUCUCCAACGCCCAGACUUCCAACGAGGGAUACUAUUACUGCCUGUACCGGGUCCAGCUGGGAGGACGCACGUUUGUGUCCAGGGAAAGCCAGCCUCUGCCUAUAGCUGUGAGAGAUCCUGAUCCAUUACUGAGCCCCAUGGUGAUCAGCUGGCUGGUGUCUGGCCUGACAUUCAUCAUAGCUGUCAUCAUUAUAAUCACUGUGGCUAAAGUCCUGUGUCACAAAGAGAGGAAGCCCUCCGAGCUGGAGCGGGAGACCAGAACUUGUGUGGACAACACUUAUGUUGCCUUAUCAAUUAACAAGCUAUGAUGGGAUAUUUUUCCAACAGAUGGGCAAAGAAUCACAGGUGUGAGGAUGGUUAGAGGGCUCAAACUGGCACCUUAUUCCAGAUAAACAACAAAUCCAGACUUGGUCAUCUGCCACCUGCUGGCCACCGCUGGAACUAGAUCAACACCCAGUUUAAGGCUGAUUUGGGUUUUUUUUAUUAUUAUUUUUUAUUAAUGGGGACUGACCUGCAGCUGGGCUGGUGUCACUGCUGGAAAACAAUGACUGGCCCUUCGGCUAAGCUAGCAGCCACACUGACAUUUCUACUGACACUAAAAGCAGAAGUAGUUUGUAGAUUUUCUCAGGCACAGUCACAGCCUCACACGUAGGGACCUAAAACUUGUACGAGUUAGACUGGGUAAACUGUGACGAGGUUCAUCAGGUUUGUGUGUUUGGUUCAAAAGCUCCUUUUGAACGUGAAACACUCCUAACAAGGUCCACUACAUAAUUACAUUCUACAGAACAAUCCUUAAGAGGAUGUUUUUGUAUUUUAUGUCUGACACUAUGCAUCUUUUUUCAUUUAACAAAAUGCACUUCCGUUUGUAAAUAGUAGUUGAUUAAAAUACUGGUGUUGUUUGGAGUUUGUGUGUAAGAUCUUAAACUAAAUACAAACAUUACUGACGGUACUUGUUUUUAUGAGGUAAAACUGGGUGAAAAAAAAAAGAUUUUAAACUCAAUACAGGUUGUGGUUUAUGUAUUUUCUACUUUUAAGUUAUUUACUUUAACAGAUGUUUUAACCAUGAAUAAAAGACUGUUUUAAUA
Messenger RNA from Oryzias melastigma (Indian medaka), 2429 nucleotides. RefSeq lists its product as uncharacterized. Lineage: Eukaryota; Metazoa; Chordata; Actinopteri; Beloniformes; Adrianichthyidae. The record is from RefSeq and is a predicted model, not a curated record. The transcript has 8 exons. The coding region runs from base 456 to 1652 and encodes 398 amino acids. Gene Ontology annotation, cellular component: membrane.